CUUCUAUAAAAUUUUCACUUGUUCCACAAUAAGAAUUAAAUUUUCAAGACUUAAUUUCUACUUCAUAAUUUUUAAUUCUCAAUCAUGGGAAUUCGGUUGCUAUCCAUAGUGUUUCCUAAUGUCAGGCAGAUGCUGAGAGGGAAGACUGUUCUUGCAAGAAACCAUCAUCAGCAGCAACGCCAUCAAAGUUCGGACGUACCAAAAGGACAUUUAGCUGUGUAUGUUGGAGAGCAUCAAGUUAUGAGGAGAUUUAUCGUACCGAUAUCGUAUUUAAGUCAUCCGUCUUUUAAAGAUUUGCUUAAUCGAUCCGAGGAAGAGUUUGGUUUCGAUCAUCCGAUGGGCGGCCUUACGAUUCCUUGUAAUGAAGAUGAUUUUCUUGAUCUUACUUCUAAGUUUAAUGCUUCUUGAAAGUUAGAAAUAGGAAGAAGAUGAGAGUAGAUUAGUCAUUCUCUCAGUAAUUUUGUCUUCUCUUUAAUUACUUUUUGUUUAGUACUACAAUAUUUGU
Messenger RNA from Mercurialis annua (annual mercury), 505 nucleotides. Its product is annotated as auxin-responsive protein SAUR21-like. The coding region runs from base 85 to 408 and encodes 107 amino acids. The record is from RefSeq and is a predicted model, not a curated record. The transcript has a single exon. Gene Ontology annotation, biological process: response to auxin. NCBI's taxonomy places the organism in Eukaryota, Viridiplantae, Streptophyta, Magnoliopsida, Malpighiales, Euphorbiaceae.